AUGUAGUCUGUGAAAACAGAACCGAUAUUGAAGUCAAAGGAUAAAUAAAAAAAACUAUUAAUUAAGAAAAUAAUGAUAUGGGCUCGAUAGGGAUUUAAUUCAAGAAAUAUUGGGUUCCAUCCUUUUUUAUUUUGUGCAUCUAUAAAGCCAGGUGCCUAAACCAGACAUACCACUCUUUAAAGCUAUCCAAAUGCUGAACUAUGGAAAAGUAUGAGCAAGUUAAGCCAAUCAGGUAUUAUAUAAGAAAUUUAAAUGGAAAUAUUAUUUAAGUUAGAUCAAGUAAAAAGAAAUUAUGAUUCUUAAAUAAUAGAAGAAUUUAAGUUCAGAGUGAAUAAUCACUUUGAUUUUGCUUUCUUAUAUAAAGAAUCAGAACAAAAAUGUGUAGAAAAAAAUGAUUAAUACGAUAUUCCUAAUGUUUAAAAUAUUAAUCAUCCUAACCUAAAAGAACGAGAUGAAAGUGAAUCGAAAUCUUUAGCUAAAUAGGUUGAUUUAUGUAAUUCUCGAAAAGGGUCUAUUGCGAAGUUUGAGAAAAGUCAUUAUCACAAAUUAUGUUAAUUUCUAGAAAAAGUCAAACACUAUUUAGACUAAUCGUCUUUAGAAUUACGUCAAUUUUAUUAAGGUGUAUAAUUAUUUCUAGAAUCUUAAUAAAUAUCUACAUAGAAGAAAAUGAAAAUAGAAUAAGUAGAAAAAGUUGAAUUAUAAGAAGAGAAACAGGAGUGUUAUUUACAAUAAAAUAAGGAUGAUUAAUAAUAAUAGUAGAAUUAAAAAUUGUAAUAAUUAAUGUAAUAAAAUAAUCAAUCCUAAUCAUAAUUAAAUAUGAAAUCUAUUAAGAAUAAAUAUUAAAUAUUGGAUGAAAUCAAAUUAGAUGCAUUAACAUUAUAACCAGGAUUAGCAUUCUUUUUACCCAAUUACAGUAAAAUGGUGCCUGAAGAAAUAGAAAAGGUCAAAGAAAUUGAAAAAAACUUUUUAAAAGAAUUAUAUAGUUUUAAAAUUCUACAUCCCUAAGAAUACACUCCAAAAUAUAUUCUAUUACUCUGGAGAACUUAAUUCGAACCACAAUAUAAAAAACCUACUAAUAUACUACCUAUAUGUUAAUAAGAUAUCAUUAAAAAAGAAUGA
Paramecium primaurelia is the source of this 1119-nucleotide messenger RNA. NCBI's taxonomy places the organism in Eukaryota, Ciliophora, Oligohymenophorea, Peniculida, Parameciidae. The record is from the annotation of a GenBank genome assembly.